AUGCUCGCCUCCAGUCUCUUGUCGCUAGUCCUGGCUGGGUCCGCCCAAGCUCUUAAUAUCCUGCUAAACAACGACGAUGGUUUUGCCUCAGGCAACCUGCGAGAAGUAUACCGACUGUUAAACGAGGCCGGCCACAAUGCUUGGAUCGUCGCACCGGCCACCAAGCAGAGCGGCAUGGGCGGUAAAAGCGACUUUAGCAGCGAGGGCAACCUGACUGCGGCUUCGCAGUAUGACUUGAUUCCCAAAGGCGCACCUUCAAUCGGCAGUGAUCCUCACGACAGCCACAUUUGGUACUACAACGGCACUCCUGCGGCUUGCACCUUUGUUGCCCUCGACUACGUGCUGCCUCGCUUUGCCGACUUCAAGGUCCCCGACCUCGUCCUAACGGGCCCCAACUUUGGCACCAACCUCGGGUCUUUUGUCUGGACUCUUUCAGGAACCGCUGGGGCAGCCUACGCCGCCACGCACCGCAGCGUCCCCGCCAUCGCGCUCUCCGCCAGCAACCCCGAGGUCCCCUACUUUGACAUCAAGAACGGCAGCGACCCGGCCACGCUCGUCGCCAAGAUGGCCGUCAAGGUCGUCGACCAGGUCAUCAAGAGCAGCACUCCCCGCGGGCCCCUGCUGCCGCUCGGAUACGGCCUCAGCGUCAACAUCCCCGAGCUGCGCGCCAACAACGGCUCCGAGCCCGAGGUCGUGCGCACCCGCAUGACGGGCAACGCGCACGUCAACGAGGCCGUCUGGGACCCUAAGAAGGGCGUCUUCACGUGGGCCAACGUGAAGCCCUACGCGGCAGGCGUCAAUGCCUGCGUGCACGGCGACUGCUCGCUGCCGGGCGAGACGUACGUGGUGGAAAACGGGGGCAUCUCCGUGUCCAUUUACACGGUCGACUAUGAUGCGCCGUCGGGCGACUAUGCCAGCAGCAUCAUGCAGCGACUCGAGCCUCUAACCAAGACCGGCUGA
This is a messenger RNA of Cordyceps fumosorosea ARSEF 2679, 960 nucleotides long. Its product is annotated as acid phosphatase precursor. The coding region runs from base 1 to 960 and encodes 319 amino acids. NCBI's taxonomy places the organism in Eukaryota, Fungi, Ascomycota, Sordariomycetes, Hypocreales, Cordycipitaceae. The transcript has 4 exons. The record is from RefSeq and is a predicted model, not a curated record. Gene Ontology annotation, molecular function: nucleotidase activity.